CCAACCUGUUGGUUCAGGGAACAAACGACAAACUUUUACGAAUUGUCGAAUAUUUACUAUUGAAAGUGGGUACGAAUUAGUGUUUCUUUUUUGGGGUUUAAUAUAAGUGGAAAUUCUGGACUCUAAACAUCCCUUACCCUCAUCAGGCCAAAUGAAGGGUAGACACCAAUUCCGACGGAGGUUCAGUUUGCAGCCGUCGUUCCUCAAAGAGGAACCAGAAGACGACCGGCACCAUCACAAUUCCAACAGUUCCAGGGUACUUAGAUCGCAAAAGAGCGAGGAUUCGGAGUCGUUGGAUAAAGACGGUUGCGUGCCGCCCCUGAAUAACGCCAAACACAAAAUCGUCGUGAUGGGGGCGGCGAAAGUCGGCAAGUCUUCGAUAAUAACGCAGUUUCUUUACGGGACGUUUUCUUCGAAGUAUAAGAGGACGGUGGAGGAAAUGCACCACGGAGAUUUUAAUGUACAAGGGAUCCAUUUGAUCUUGGACAUUUUGGACACAUCGGGUGCAUACGAGUUUCCAGCGAUGAGGGCCCUGAGUAUAUCUUCGGCGGACGCUUUCGUCCUGGUCUACGACGUAACUGAUUCCAAUACUUUUGAGGAAGCCCGAGCUUUAAGAGACCAAAUUCACGAGACGAAAUGUUCAACCAACGUGCCCAUCGUAGUUGUCGGUAACAAAAUCGAUUUGACUGGAGACCGAGAGGUUGAUACAGCAACAACGGAAUCGGUGGUCACUGUUGAUUGGGAAAAUGGAUUCGUUGAGGCUUCGGCGAAAGAUAACGUAAAUGUUAGUAAAGUUUUCAAGGAACUUUUGACGCAAGCAAAGGUCAAAUACAAUCUGUCUCCUGCUCUCCGUAGACGUCGACGUCAGUCUCUACCCACAGGACCAUCUGGACCUGCAACUCCGUCUCACGUUGCAGCAGCACCAAUGAUACCUUCCGCCGUCCAAUUGCAACAUCUACAGCAAAUCAGAGAUAAACACGGCAAAAGGAAUUCUUGUAGUAUUUCCUAAGAAAAAGUGUGCCAUUCAUUUUUUGUAUACCAACAAUCAUUCAGUUUUUCUUUACAAUAUAAUUAAAGGAAACAUCAAUAUACCUAUUUAUAUUUAAGCACUCUUUAGAUAAUAUUGUACAUAUAGUUUUGUAAGCUGGAUUUAGUAUGCGAUGUCCAAAAGAUUUUUGUAUGUGCUUCGUUGGUUUUGAAUUUUUUAGUGGCUUAAAUCUGAUGUUGAAAACACCAAGGGCAAAGUGUUUACUAAAAUUAACUGACAAAACAUUAUAUAACUUUCAAUAAAUAUCUUCCAAAAAUAUGUAUAUUUAAGUGGAUAAGUUUGUAGAAUCUAGAAAUCGAUGGCUAGAUUUAUUUAGAUUAAAAACAACUAUACAAGAAUCUAUUUUGUUUUAACAAAUUUACAAAGUUUCAAACAUAGUUUUAAGAAGCAAUAUACAAUAUUAUAUUAAAACAAUUAUUAUUGUAAUCGAGUGUAACUUUUUCUUCUUGAUAUUUUAAUCCAAAAAAAUAUUUUACCAAUUAGUGCCAACUGUACAGAAAGCUGACUUUUUUAAUUUACAUUCAAAUUCCUAUUAUUAUAUACACAUAAACGGUGCAUUUUCAUAUCAAUAAUAUGAUCUUAGAUGUUUAAGGGAUAUUUUUAUUUUCAAUCUUCAAUAUAUAGAUAAAUCUUUUUAAUAUUUAAGACGAUAUAAUGUAUCUUUUCAAUAAAAACCAAGUCAAUUGUGAGUAUUCAAUUUGGGUUCCACUCCAUCUAACGAAAACGGUUUUUCACUCCUGGUUUUAAAAUAAU
Messenger RNA from Ceutorhynchus assimilis (cabbage seed weevil), 1801 nucleotides. The record is from the annotation of a GenBank genome assembly. NCBI's taxonomy places the organism in Eukaryota, Metazoa, Arthropoda, Insecta, Coleoptera, Curculionidae.